Penicillium lagena is the source of this 2727-nucleotide messenger RNA. RefSeq names its product glucose-6-phosphate isomerase. The annotation marks the transcript as partial. The transcript is spliced from 4 exons. Gene Ontology annotation, molecular function: carbohydrate derivative binding; monosaccharide binding; glucose-6-phosphate isomerase activity. Gene Ontology annotation, cellular component: cytosol. Lineage: Eukaryota; Fungi; Ascomycota; Eurotiomycetes; Eurotiales; Aspergillaceae. The record is from RefSeq and is a predicted model, not a curated record. Gene Ontology annotation, biological process: glycolytic process; gluconeogenesis; glucose 6-phosphate metabolic process.
UUCUCACAAGCCACCGAGCUAAAUGCCUGGAAGGAGCUCCAGGAGCAUCACAAUGCUCUUGGCCGCAACAUUGUCCUGAAGGAGUACUUCCAGAAGGACCCCCAGCGCUUUGAGAAGUUCAGCCGCCGCUUUGCCAACACGGUGGACAACUCCGAGAUCCUCUUUGACUUCUCGAAGAACUUCCUGACCGAGGAGACCCUGUCUCUGCUGGUCAAGCUGGCCAAGGAGGCCAAUGUCGAACAACUGCGGGACGACAUGUUCGCCGGUGAGCACAUCAACUUCACCGAGGACCGUGCCGUCUACCACGCCGCGCUCCGCAACACCGCCAAUGAGCCCAUGCAGGUCGAUGGCCACAGCGUCGUCGAGGAAGUCAACUCGGUGCUCGAGCAUAUGAAGGUGUUUUCCGAGCAGGUGCGCAGUGGUGAGUGGAAGGGCUAUAGCGGCAAGAAGAUCAAGACCAUCGCCUUGAAGCCCUAUGGCCACCCCGAUCUGACCCUGCACUUUGUGUCCAACAUCGAUGGUACCCACAUCGCCGAAGCGCUCAAGAACUCCGACCCGGAGACCACCCUCUUCCUGAUCGCCUCCAAGACCUUCACCACCGCCGAAACCUGCACUAAUGCCAACACGGCCAAGUCCUGGUUCCUGGAGACGGCCAAGGACGAGUCGCACAUCGCCAAGCACUUCGUUGCUCUGUCGACUAACGAGGGCGAAGUCACCAAGUUCGGCAUUGACAAGAAGAACAUGUUCGGCUUCGAGUCGUGGGUCGGUGGUCGCUACUCCGUGUGGAGUGCCAUCGGCCUGUCCGUUGCGCUGUACAUCGGCUACGACAACUUCCACCAGUUCCUGGCCGGUGCCAACGCCAUGGACAAGCACUUCCGCGAGGCCCCGCUGGAGCAGAACAUCCCCGCCAUUGCCGGUCUAUUGAGCGUGUGGUACAGCGACUUCUUCGGCGCGCAGACUCACCUGGUCGCUCCGUUCGACCAGUACCUGCACCGCUUCCCGGCGUACCUGCAGCAGCUCUCGAUGGAGAGCAACGGCAAGGCAAUCACACGCUCGGGCGAGUACGUCAAGUACACGACGGGACCGAUCCUGUUCGGCGAGCCGGCUACCAACGCCCAGCACAGCUUCUUCCAGCUGCUGCACCAGGGCACCAAGCUCAUCCCCGCGGACUUCAUCAUGGCCGCCGAGUCGCACAACCCCGUCGAGGGCGGCAAGCACCAGCGUAUGCUGGCCUCCAACUUCCUGGCCCAGUCCGAGGCCCUGAUGGUCGGCAAGACCCCCGAGGAGGUCAAGGCCGAGAACGCCCCCGAGAACCUCGUUCCGCACAAGACCUUCCUGGGCAACCGGCCCACCACCUCCAUUCUGGCUCAGAAGAUCACCCCGUCCACCCUGGGUGCUCUGAUCGCCUACUACGAGCACGUCACCUUCGUCGAGGGUGCAGUCUGGAACAUCAACUCCUUCGACCAGUGGGGUGUUGAGCUGGGCAAGGUCCUCGCGAAGAAAAUCCAGAAGGAGCUGGAGACUGAUGGUGCGGGUGCCGACCACGAUGCCUCGACUAGCGGCCUGCUCCUCGCGUUCAAGCAGAAGGCCAAAUUGGCUGGCACUCCUUCUCACCGUCCUGGGCGCACUGGGCCAGGUGGCUUCCGCGGGGAGCAGCGCCCAGGAGACCGGCGAAGGAUAUCUCCCUGGCGAGGGAAUUCCAGUGUCAUGCUUGGAUCGGACACUAUAACAGACGACCUCGGCAACCUCAAAUACGUCCCUUUCGCCAUCUGCAACGAAACUUCCUCCCCCUUAUCCCUGCACUACGGUACCUCGGAGACAAUAACCUGCACCGUCCCCGCCGUCUCUGAUGAUUUCUACCACCUCCUCGAAUUCUACGUGCAUUCCGAUGCACCCAUGUCCUGCCGUGUGCCCACCGCGCCGCUCUCAUCCUUCCACAGCAGCCCGAAAGGAAGCAACGACGAUCCCAACGAGGAGAACGGCUCUCGCACCGCGCUGAAUGAGAACGGCCCGCCGUUUACGCCGGUCACAAUGGCCGUGCAGGGGACGCUGCAGCUGAGCCAUUUGCAUAUUUGGACUGAUAUGAACGUGCUGCUGCAUAAUCUCGCGGCGGACCCGGCGGCGCAAAAGCGCAAGGGAAAGAAGAGCACCGAGCCCGGGUAUGUGAUGGCCGGGACGGCGUACUCAGUCCCCGAGUUCGACGCCAAGUCUUCGCAGGAUGAGGACGAGCAGGCCAUCGCUCUUGUCCGCGCCGCGCGCGAGCCCUGGACAUCAGGACACGGCACGAAAGUCAUUCGCGGCGAGCCGCUCACCUUCUCCUUCCACAUUGCAUGGGUGAAGGGCGGCGCGUCGAUCGGCUGGCCCGCCCGCACACCGGGAGAGUCGUUCCUCUCCGAGAACGACGCAAAACCAGAGAGCCAUUUCCUCUCCCGGCUGUUCUUCUUCGUCAUGGCUGCGUCGGUGGGCGCAUUGGCUGCGCUGCACUGGGAGCGCAAUGGCCGGCGCUGGCGGCGUGGUGCUGCUGCGUCUUCAUGGCGCGGAGAGGGCAUGAUGGGUGGUCUGCCGACGGUUAGGGGGAAGGGUACGGGUGUUGCGUUUGGGAAUGGAGGUCGCAUUAAUGGGUAUGGUGGGUAUUCCCCUGCUCCUCCUAGUAAUGGAGUCACGACGCCUGUUAAUGCCGGAGGACACUUUGGGUAUGCUGGGUUUGGGAGUGGGAAGAAGGACUGA